This is a messenger RNA of Arachis ipaensis, 2717 nucleotides long. NCBI's taxonomy places the organism in Eukaryota, Viridiplantae, Streptophyta, Magnoliopsida, Fabales, Fabaceae. The record is from RefSeq and is a predicted model, not a curated record.
GAUCGGAUCAGCCGAUUCAACCAAUAACUCAUCGGUUGAGCAACUAAGACAAGUUAAGCGGACUAGCCAGAAAUUUUCUUGUAAAAAGUUUGCGGUCAUCGUCGCAAAACCUUGGUUAAACCUCUCAUACCUAGAGGCUUCAACUCAGUCCUCUGAAGACUUUACAGAAUAGAGAAAGAGAAAGAACAUGUUGGGAAGGCGAUUCCUAAGUUCAAUUGCGAAGCGCAACAAGUAUUCUUCAUAUCACAAUCACCAACCCUUAAUAAGAACAACAAAACCACCCUCUUCUUCCUCUUCAUCCACCCAUGAAACCGUCAAGCUUCUCUCUCCUCCCAUCAUUGCUAGGCACUACUUCAUCAAUGCUUUUCGUUCUCUUCCCCUUCCCAAGGGCCAGAAUGUGCUUUGUUUCAGGAGCUUUUCUAGGACAGCCUCUGUUGGAGCUGAGCAGAAAGAAGGGUUGAAACUGCUUGUGAAUGGGGGUGCUCAAGCCCAGAAAGCGGUUGGAACAUGGCUGUUUUGCUCAGCCGCAUGGGUGUUUAGUUUGGUAGUACUUGGUGGCAUUACCAGGCUCACCAGAUCCGGUCUUUCCAUGACUGAUUGGAAGUUCACUGGUACUCUCCCUCCGAUGUCUGACGAGGAAUGGCAUCAAGAAUUUGAGAAAUAUAAGCAGUCGCCUGAGUACAAGCGUGUUAACAAAGGGAUGAAACUUGAAGAUUUCAAAUUCAUAUAUUGGAUGGAAUAUGCUCAUAGAAUGUGGGGAAGGGCACUGGGAGUUCUGUUUGUGUUGCCUUAUUCAUAUUUUCUCCGGAAGGGGUACAUUACAGUGAAAUUGGGACUGAGACUCUGUUCUCUGUUUGCUCUGGGUGCGGGGCAAGGUCUCAUUGGCUGGUGGAUGGUUAAAAGCGGUUUAGAGGAACCACCAUCAGAAUAUGUGCAACCAAGGGUAAGCCCAUAUCGUCUUGCAGCUCAUCUUACGUCGGCAUUUGCUAUUUAUUGUGGUCUCUUUUGGACUGCACUAUCUGUUGUUAUGCCUGAACCACCAGCUGAAUCACUAGCGUGGGUUCGUGGGGCUGCCAAAGUGAAGAGACUUGCAUUACCUAUCAGCUUACUUGUCGGUCUUACUGCUAUCUCGGGUGCAUUUGUUGCUGGAAAUGAUGCUGGGCAUGCAUUUAAUACAUUUCCGAAGAUGGGUGAUACAUGGAUGCCUGAUGACAUUUUUGAAAUGACACCUCUGAUUCGGAAUUUCUUUGAGAAUACGUCAACUGUGCAGCUUGACCACCGUAUACUUGCCACUGCAUCUCUACUUUCAGUCGCCAUUUUAUGGUUGUCGACAAGAAAGCUGGAUAUACACCCUGCAGUAAGAGCAUUGGUUGGGGGCACUCUUGGCAUGGCAUCUCUUCAGCUAUAAUUUCAGCAUUCAUCAUUUGAUCUGCAAAUAGAGGCCACGCUACAAUUGGAACCCCACAUGACACACACUCUAGUAUUGAGUUCCAUCCACAAUGUGACAAAAACCCUCCAGUUGAUGAAUGCUUCAAAAUCUCCAGUUGUGGUGCCCAAUCCAUUACCACCAAUCCCUUGCUUCGUAUCUUGUAGAAUUCAUCUGGGAAAGAACUGACUGAUGCUUGAGAUAUAGCGAUGCCAUUCGAUUCGGCAUUCUCGCCUGCCAUGAGAUAAUGAUCAUCCCCAGCUUUUGUAGAUGGUGGAGUUAAAGACCAAACAAAUUUCUUCCCACUUAGCUCCAAGCCCAAAGCCAUGUCUUUGACUUGUUCAUGUGACAUUGUGUAUCCACUACCAAGUGAUACAUAUAUCACUGACUCUUCUUCUUGCUUGUCUAACCAAUCAAUAACAUAAUCUCUAUUUUCAUCCUCACAGCUUUGCUUUUUAGCUUCCCUAAUCAAUGGCCCAAUUGGAUAAACUGGUACCUUAGAUAUUUUCCCACUUCUUAGUGCCACAAUUGUCUUAGCCUCUAGCUCAUGAAAAGUGUUCACAAAAAUCCCAUCAACCUUUCUUAUCUGCUCACAAAUUUGGAGAUAUUCAUGAUACAAUCGAUCAUUCCUAUCAAGCAAUGGUGUGAACAAAUCACAAGGGCUUAUGGGGUUGCAACCAGGAAUUUGGAUACACUCCUUUUGAUCUGUGUACUCACCUUCCACCACUUCAUCUAAUGUUGGGGUGUGAAGUGUAAGUGCAACAUUCCAUGCAUUAGAAGUGAAAAAAACAAGCUUUGACAUGUUGAAUUUUUCAGCAAUAGGCAUCACUAGUGAUCCAAAUAGGUCUGUGAUGAGAAUGGUUGGUUUUGGUGAUGUCAUGGUGGAGAUUUCAUGACAAAUAUGUGGGAUUAAUUCUCUCAUUAGCAUUGCUAGCUGUGUUCCUGUGUUUGUAUUAGUAGGAAUAUCAAUAGGUGGGAGAUGAAUGAUAUGAAUGAUGUGAAAGAGGUCAUGCUUCAUUAAUGAUUGAACAAUAUUUGUUGCUAUUUGAGGUUUAGAAGAGUUGUUCUUUAUUGAAGCUACGAAUAUGGUCAGUUUGGUAAUUUUCUUGUGUGACACUAGUUUUUUGGUAAGUUCAAGAAAAGGGAUUAUGUGACCCAAGCCUGGUGGACAGAGAAUUGCAGCAUGAUAAUUAUGAGUUGCAGUGUUCAUGAUUGACAUGAUUAUGAAAAAGUGAAUAAGAGAAAUAAUGAAUGAAACUAUGCUUGAGAUGAUGUGAGAUUUGAUGAUUAA